Messenger RNA from Lathyrus oleraceus (garden pea), 1950 nucleotides. The record is from RefSeq and is a predicted model, not a curated record. Lineage: Eukaryota; Viridiplantae; Streptophyta; Magnoliopsida; Fabales; Fabaceae.
CUAAAAUAAAAUAAAAUAAAUAGAAAAGCAAAACAAAAACCCAUCAUCAAAUUCGGCACACUUUGAUUCAUACUCUUAUUUUAACCCUCUUUCUUUCUUUCGCUAGAGUUUUAGGGUUUGUGCUUGUAAUGGCAAUGGCAGCCCCAGGGCAACUGAACGUCAUUGAAUCGCCUUCGCGGGGAUCCCGAAGCGUUGAUUGCUUUGAAAAAUUGGAGCAAAUUGGUGAAGGAACUUAUGGUCAGGUUUACAUGGCUCGAGAAAUUGAAACUGGUGAAAUUGUUGCUUUGAAGAAAAUACGAAUGGACAAUGAGAGAGAAGGGUUUCCAAUAACUGCUAUACGGGAAAUCAAAAUUCUAAAGAAACUACAUCAUGAAAAUGUAAUCAAAUUGAAGGAAAUCGUCACAUCUCCAGGUCCUGAGAAAGAUGAUCAAGGAAGGCCAGAUGGCAACAAAUACAAAGGUGGCAUAUAUAUGGUCUUCGAAUAUAUGGACCACGAUUUAACAGGUCUUGCAGACCGACCUGGCAUGAGGUUUACUGUCCCUCAGAUCAAGUGUUACAUGAGGCAGCUCUUGACAGGACUUCAUUAUUGUCAUGUCAAUCAAGUGCUUCACCGUGAUAUCAAAGGAUCAAAUCUUCUCAUAGAUAAUGAAGGUAAUCUGAAACUGGCAGAUUUUGGAUUGGCACGGUCAUUUUCGAAUGAGCAUAAUGCAAACCUUACAAAUAGAGUCAUUACUUUAUGGUACAGACCCCCCGAGUUACUAUUGGGGACUACAAGGUAUGGGCCAGCUGUAGACAUGUGGUCCGUUGGGUGCAUUUUCGCCGAGCUGCUUCAUGGGAAGCCCAUCUUUCCUGGAAAAGAUGAGCCAGAGCAACUAAAUAAGAUUUUUGAGCUUUGUGGAGCACCUGAUGAGGUGAACUGGCCAGGAGUUCAAAAGACUCCUUGGUACAAUCAGUUUAAGCCGACAAGACCGAUGAAAAGGCGUCUGAGGGAUGUUUUCAGACACUUUGAUCGUCAUGCAUUGGAGUUGUUGGAGAAGAUGCUCACACUUGAUCCAGCUCAGAGAAUUCCUGCGAAGGAUGCACUUGAUGCUGAGUACUUCUGGACUGAUCCUUUACCAUGUGAUCCCAAGAGUUUACCCAAAUACGAGUCCUCACAUGAGUUUCAAACCAAGAAAAAGCGUCAGCAACAACGGCAAAAUGAAGAAAAUGCCAAGCGUCUUAAAAUGCAGCACCCACAGCAGCAUACCCGUCUUCCCCCGAUUCAGCAGGGUGGACAACAUGCCCAAAUGCGGCAAGGUCCUUCUCACUCUAUUCAUGGUUCCCAACCAGCAGUUGCUGCAGGACCUAGUCAUCAUUAUGGUAAGCCUCGAGGUCCCUCUGGUGGUCCGGGAAGAUAUCCUCCUGGUGGAAACCCUAGUGGGGGAUACAAUCAUCCAAAUCGGGGAGGUCAAACUGGGGGUGCUGGUUAUGGCAGUGGACCAUAUCCUCCUCAAGGGCGGGGGGCACCUUAUGGGUCUAGCGGUAUGCCUGCAGGACCCGGCGGUCCUCGUGGUGGAGGUGGAAGUGGCUAUGGAGUUGGAGCUCCAAAUUAUCCUCAGGGUGGUCCUCCCUAUGGUGGAUCGGCUGCUGGUCGUGGGUCAAACAUGGGUGGGAAUCGCAAUCAACAGUAUGGUUGGCAGCAGUGAAACAUUUUAUUAUCACAAUGAUUAUUUAUAUUGUUGUCAUUUGGCGAUACUCUGUGAGAUGGUAGAUUGAGAGUAUUUGCGAAAAACAUAUAUUUCCUAUGGAUUUUAGAUUGUUAUAUAAAUAAUAGUAUGGUUAUUACUUGAUCUGCCAAGAAGCCUUUGUGAAGCUCGUACCAUAAUUGUUCCUGAAAAGAGACUACAAAAAGGAAGGGAACUUCUUGAUGUUGUUGUAGCUGUUCAUUAUAAUAUUUUCUUUUAUGCUUUA